AUGUCAGCUUCCAGAUCCGACCAUUUGGCACUCGGCUAUUCCUCGCACUCUGCCAGCCAAAACCGCUCCAACUCUCCCUCCGCCACAAACUCUCCAAUCGAUCCCUUGUCGACCACCGCAAGGUCGGUCUUUGGCCUCCCCGGCAGUAUGAAUUCGAGUAGCAUUAUAUCCAGCAACACGCGAUCCGGAACUGGCUCUCCGUCGCACGAAAUGGCGGGCUCCAGCCGGCUGUUUUCGAAAAGGGCUCGCGAGAUCCAGGCUCAAGAAGGCGUUCCUGGCUUGCCUCUCAAUCCAUGGGGCGGGCCACCGACAAGUGGGAAUUCGACUCCUCUCCGAGAAAAUAUCCCCGAGUCGCCCACCGACGGCUUUCCAAACUUUGCUCAGCUGCCCACGCCUGAGACCUUGCCUCCCACCAGGCGUGCUCGAGCUGGCACUGUGCCCUCGCGAUUUCCUGGUGGCAUUGGUAACGGUCUGCUGGCUAUACCUGGAGUUCCUGCCAACAAAUCUGCUCGCGUUACGCCAUCCCAGAGUCCGUUCAACAAAUCGCCAUCUCCCAGCAUUGAACACCCAGACAACACCAACAACGGUACCAACAACGGUACCUCAACCCUCCUGUCCAGGCUUCGUGCCGGGUCUAUGCCACAGCGUAGCCCUUACGCUAACCUGCCAACUUCUGCCUCGCCUUUUGGUCCCUCAAUCUUCAGCAGCUGGAACCCGUCGGGUAUGGGCCGCGAACGAGCUACUACUCUGGCCAGCAUCGCAAGCGUCGGCUCCAACGGUCCCAGUUCACCGGCUCAGUCUCAAUUUUCCAGAGAAGGGGGCGGAGAGUCUGAUGUCCAUAUGAGAACUCUGGACUACCUUGGACUCGCUGAAACUCCUCAACCCCAAAGAGCUCAACUUGCUACUCCCACCUACAUAUCCAGCUUCGACAUGACUCGGCACGCCAGUCGCUUCCGUUCCUACUCUGUCAACAACAAGGACAAGUACGCUGACGAGGAUGACGACUAUGACGCCGAUCUCCCAAUGGACAGUCAGUAUGCAGCGCUGCAGGAUCAACUCGCUGCCACUCAGGCGGCUAUCCACAACCACAACAUGGCAGUCCGCGCCUACGCAAAUCAGACCACGAGACCGCGUGCUCGUACCGCGGGUGUGCUGGACACGCCGGGAAGCCGCUUAGUGGGGUCUUACGGCAACAGCAAUGCCACUGGCUCUAUCCCCCAAGCUGAGAUUCGCCUGCAGGAAGAGAAAGAGUAUGAUGACAUCUCCCAGGCAGUUGCUGGCAUGAAUCUGGGACGGUCCAACAGCACCAAUGCCGGCCAUCUCAACCCCGAAGAACAAAAUCUUGAUGGCCCAACCAGUGCUCUUUGGCUUGGCGGCAUUCCUACCUCCACCACUACCUCUACCCUCGUCGAAAUGUUCAAGUCUCAUGGACCGAUUCUCUCAGCUCGCGUCCUCACACAUAAGAACUGUGGAUUUGUCAAUUUUGAGAGGGUGGAGAGUGCAGUUUCUGCCAAGGCUAGCAUGAAUGGUAAGGAAAUCUUCCCUGGCGCUGGACCUAUCCGAAUCAACUUUGCCAAGCCUCCCUCUGCCUCCAACACUCCGGGCCACGAUGGAGCAUUCCCAUCUCCCAGCCCUGAUCCCUUUGGCAAAGCUCAAGAGGCAAACAAGGGAGCUUCAUCCGCUAGACCUGGCGAAAGCUCGUCGGUUGCUGCUGGAGCCCUCAACAGCGCCACGCCAACGUUGCCACCUUUGCGCGAAAUGACUUCAGAUAUUCUCGACAUCGUGGGAGAGUUCGGCGCAAGUGACGAAGACAAGGCUCGAAUCUCCACCAGCGUGCAGUCCGCAGUCCAGUUCAGCGCCUUCUUGGAAGAUAUCCCCCCAGUUCGCGAACCCACUCACACAAGGGUUCACGAUGCUCCCAAGCUGAGAGACAUCCGCAAGCGCAUCGACAACCAGAUGCUUUCUCAGGCGGAGAUUGAAAACAUUGCUGUGGACAUGCUCCCUGAGAUUGCCGAGCUUGCGUCUGACUAUCUUGGUAACACCGUCGUCCAAAAGCUAUUCGACCACUGCUCCGAUCAGCUGAGAGAUGCCAUGCUUGCUGAGAUUGCGCCACAUCUAGCUGAGAUUGGUAUUCACAAGAACGGAACCUGGGCCGCCCAGAAGAUCAUUGAUGUGUGUAAGACACCCAGUCAAUUGUCCCUGAUUGUAGAGCACCUUCGGCCCUACACUGUCCCACUCUUCCUGGAUCAGUAUGGCAACUACGUCUUGCAAGGAUGCCUCAAGUUUGGCGCACCUUACAACGACUUCAUCUUUGAGACGAUGCUUAGCCAAAUGUGGGAGAUUGCACAAGGCCGCUAUGGUGCUCGAGCCAUGAGGGCCUGCCUGGAGAGCCACCAUUCGACAAAGGAUCAACAGCGGAUGCUGGCUGCCGCCAUUGCCCUGCACAGCGUUCAGCUUGCCACCAAUGCAAACGGAGCGUUGCUGUUGACCUGGCUGUUGGAUACCUGCACUUUCCCCAAUCGCCGGCACGUUCUUUCGCCGCGACUGAUUCCCUACCUGGUGCCCCUAUGCACCCACAAGGUGGCCUACCUCACAGUGCUUAAAGUGAUCAACCAGAAGAAUGAGGUCGAGGCUCGCGACAAUAUUUUGAAGCGUCUCUUCAUCUCUCCAAACGAUCAGGUUCUCGAGGCUAUUCUUAGCGACCAAGCUUGUGGAGCUACUUUCAUCUUCAAGGUUCUUACGACGCCAUUUUUCGAGGAAGGUAUGCGAACCGAGGUCACGGAAAAUGUUAAAAACGUCCUCGUCAGGAUCAAGGCACAAGCAAACCAGGGUUAUAAGCGCCUCAUGGAUGAGGUCGGCCUCGCAACCCGGACUGCUGGACCAAAUCGUGAGACUAGCACUCACGCAGAACAACGACAGAGACCGGCCUCGCGGCAGACCAAUGGCCAGCAUGGUCAGCAAGGCGGCCAGUCUAACAAGGCUUUCUACAACGCCAACUCUGGGGCUCCCAACUUUGAAAAUCAGCAGAGGGGUGAUAAUGCCGAUGCUGGAGCUCCUCCUUUCCCUGCCUUCAACACAGGCAUGAUGUACAACGGACAAAACGGCCCUAUGCCUCCCGCAAUGAAUAUGCCACAGCUACAGUAUCAGCAGGGCAUGAUGAAUCGAGGAAAUCCGCAGAUGAACUACCCAUACCCUCCGAUGCAACCUGGAUUUGGCGGCUACGGCAACGCUGGUCAGCCGAUGGAUCAGUAUCGCCAGCAGAAUAUGCCCAAUGGCAACCCGAUGCAGCCUCCAGCUGGUGGCCAUCAGCCCUACGCCCCGCCCCCCGGCUUUGGUAUGGCUGGUGGAGGAUAUGGCUAUAGCGGAAACAUGGGAGGAGUGCCCAACAAUAUGGGCUAUAUGCCGCAAGAGCAAGCCAACGGUAGACGCGGUCGCAGAAAGUAA
Molecule: messenger RNA, 3444 nt
Organism: Trichoderma gamsii
Lineage: Eukaryota; Fungi; Ascomycota; Sordariomycetes; Hypocreales; Hypocreaceae
Exons: 3
Coding region: 1-3444 (1147 amino acids)
Molecular function (GO): RNA binding
Source: RefSeq, a predicted model, not a curated record